AUGAUCCACCAUUCACCAGGAGCACCAGCAGGCAAUGGAGAAUCUUCGUGCGGAAAUUAUGGCGGAAAUCAAGCAGUUGAAAGCCAAGCAGCGGGGCGGAAGACUGGACAAGUGAUGAAGGAAGCCAACACUAACCCGCUAACCCAGCGUUUAACCAAAUCUCUCAUCUCCCAGAAAUGCUCUUUCCCAUCCUUCGAGUGUUACGACGGAUCCUGUGAUCCCGCUGCCCAUCUUCGUUAUUACAAUCAAAUCCUGUCCCUGUGGGAUUAUGACGAUGCAAUACUUUGCAUAUAUUUUCCUUCAAGUCUUAAAGGAUCCGCGCUGUCUUGGUUCGAUAACCUGCCACCGGACUCCAUUGAUUCCUAUGACCAAAUCAAUGAGAAGUUCUUGGCAACCUACAUGUACAACAAGAUCGUCAACACCGGAAUGAACAAGCUCUUACCGCUGGCAAUCCGAUAUAAGGAGACGAUCAAGGAAUAUACUGACAGAUGGUACAAGAUCUGUCAGGCCAUAGGGAACGUCGAUCCAGUGGUCAGUAUCAAUUGCUACAAAUGGGGGCUAAACAAGAUGAGCCCGCUAUUCGUCGAGAUUCAUGGUACCAUCCCCACUAUCGAAGGAUAUCUUCGAGUCAUCAUAGAAAAACAUGCCAGUCUGGAGGAGAUUCAGCGUAAAAAACCCAGAGCCCAGACUCAAAAACCUCAUCAAACCAACUCGGUGGAGCAAGUCAGCGGAUCCAAAAGGGGUGGUUCUGGCGAACGACCUAGCAAGGAUAGGAAAGAACGAAGAGAUGAUCGUCGACGUGAGGAUUGA
Papaver somniferum (opium poppy) is the source of this 810-nucleotide messenger RNA. RefSeq lists its product as uncharacterized. The record is from RefSeq and is a predicted model, not a curated record. The transcript has a single exon. Lineage: Eukaryota; Viridiplantae; Streptophyta; Magnoliopsida; Ranunculales; Papaveraceae. Bases 1 to 810 code for a protein of 269 amino acids.